AUGGCCUCCACCUCACUAGCUUCACAGAACAUCGUCUCCUCCGCGUCAACAUCCUACUCCUUUCGACGCAGGUUAUCAAAGCUGGGAUUCGCCCACGAUUGCGGCGCCAGCAAAGGUUAGAUUACGUUCUCGUCGGGAAACGAAAUUGACAGGAUGCGUUGAUCAUUAGAGCGAACAGUGCCGCCCACGGUUGAAGGAGUAACCGCAACGACGUCUCUAAAAUGAGGCACUAACUGCGAGGAAUUCAGAGACCUCACAAACCAUCGUUUCACUGCGCCCAGUUUUCAAACAUAGCUAUGGGUAUCAUAGGCGCGAUUAUAAGAUCCUUCGUCAAUUUUGAUGAAGAACUUUUCGGCUAGUAUUUGGCGCAUAGGUCCGACCAAUGUGGGAAUAUUGUGCUCAGGCAUGGUGUCCCUGCACGAAAAAAGAUUACACCUCACUGGAGAAUGCACAACGAAGAGCGACGUAGCUAGUCGGCGGAAUCAGUUGUGUACCUUAUGAGAGACGGCUGGAGAAGCUAAACAUAUUUACUCUCUCUUAUAGGCAGUACAGAGGGGACAUGAACAUGGCCUUCAGGAUCGUCCGAGGGCUGGACUGUGCUCCUCUGUUUGGCGAUACCUUCAAACCACCGCGGACGACUAAUCUUCGAGUGCACCAUUACAAAUUGAAGACUAAAUAUGCCAAACUCGAGUUGCGGGCAAAGUUUUUAUCCCACCAGCUGUUUGGCGGAUAGAAGAAAUUGCCGAACUCCGUUGUCUUAGCGGAAAACGUUGAGAAUUUCAACAGAAGACUAGAUAAAUUUAUUCUUGCUAGUCAAACAUUUGCAUGAUAUCAAUGACUGUCAUACCUGUCAUCUGAAUGUCUGCAUAUUUUUCCUUACAUCAAUCUGUAAAUAGGGUUUUCCAAGGCUCUGACUCUAAUCUUCAAAUAUACUAAAUUAUAGUGAAUUAUACAUCUACAGGGAAUUUUACAUCCUCUAAUAAGCAAUGUAUUCAAGAGUCACAGCGCACGCACAUUGUGCAGUAAAAGAAUCAGAAAAAAACGGACACGAAGAUAUUAACAAAUGAUGUCUGAGUGAGCAGUAGUUAAAGGAAUGUCUCAUAAACGGAAGGCUUUCAACAUAUGCAAGAAGGAAAAGAGUGUAGCAGCCGUGCCAGUCCCCUUUUCUCCGGCUGCGUUUUGUCGGUCGAUGGCCGCGACAAGCUGUUGACACACAGCGACCCCCGCCGGCUAACACUCAGACACCUCCGGUCAAACUUCAGUGACUUUCGGCUGACCUCACAAACUUUCAUCACCUCACGCGCGUCUAACGCCCUGGUUUGAUACCCAUGAGGCAUUGUGUGCUUGCGCCCCCUAUUCCUCCACUAAUUUGUCCAAUCACACGACCAACACUCAGCCGGUCACCCCUCCUGCUGACCUAGAAGCACACCCGCGUAAACAACAGACACACCGUGACUGACGCUCUCCGUGGACGGACGCUUUUCCCUGUUGCAAGCAAAUCGACAACUUACGGCAACCUGCACUGUGUACAGAAUAAACUAGUCCUCACAGCUCCCUGACUUUUGACAGUAGACGAAACGAACUUAAUGUGCGUGGUUUAAGUCGAUCUCACAUCCUUGAUCGCCACAAAUUGGUGAACCCUAAUUUCCGAACACUGGAAUUCCGCAAACUUUUCGUCCACAACAACAAUCUCCGGGCAACCUACAGCGCGAUGUCCCAAGACUAGAAGUCACUCAUCAACUCAAAUUCUCAAGGACCUAGCGUACGCUUGGAUCGGCUCGAGGAGGUAUUAAUGCGCCUGAAAGCCCAGCUCACUGUAGUUACCACUAACGGCCCGCGGCGAACACCAAACCGUCGCCGUACUUCCUCCGUUUCCCACACCCGCCGUUCACAAUCUCCAAGUAGCGUCUGCUGGUAUCACCAACAAUUUCGAGGAGCAGCUCGACGAUGUCUUCAGCCAUGCUCUUUCAAGGCAUCUGUUACGGCCUCAGGUAGACGAUCCCACCAGACAGUAGAGGCCACUGCUACUGAAAGCGUUGCCAAUCUUCACACUCGCCGUCUGUUUCUCUGGGACCGUAUCGUUGGCGCCAAAUUCCUUGUCGACUCUGGUGCCGAGGUUAGCGUGGUUCCACCAACUCCGGCCGAACGUAAAAACUCACAGCUCUUUUUGUCUAACAGCUGCCAACAACUCCAGUAUCCCCACAUUUGGACAGCGUUCCAUCACACUUAAUUUGGGCCUUCAUCGAAUUUUCCGAUGGGUUUUCAUUAUUGCCGACGUUUUCGUCGCACUCAUAGGCGCCGAUUUCCUAGCUCACUUCAAUCUUCUAGUUGAUUUGAAUAAUCGCCGACUCGUUGACUGCAUUACCGACCUUCAUGCCUGUUGUCAAUCCGAUGUGACCCCGUGCGUCAACCCUCUUACUGUUAUGCUCAUUUCUGACUGUCCUUUCCACUCACUCCCCAGGCAGUUUACCCGCCUGACCAACUCCUCAUUUCGAGAAGUGGACAUCAAAAACACAGUCACCCACCAUAUUUCCACCACCGGACCUCCCAAAUCUUGCCGACCACGUCGUCUUGCUCCGGACCGUUUGAAGAUUGCCAAGGCAGAGUUCGAACACACGCUCGAGCUCCGCAUCAUCCGACAGUCCGACAGCUGCUGGCAUCACCCUCCAUCUUGUCCCCAAGAAGAGCGGCGACUAGCGACCGUGUGGCGACUAUCGGGCUGUGACUGUCCCCGACCAGUAUCCCGUUCCGCACAUCCAAGACUUCACUCUUUCGCUACAUGGUAAGCGAAUAUUCUCCAAGAUUGACCUUCUGCGUGCCUACCACCAAAUCCCAAUCGAAGCCAGUGAUGUGCCGAAAACCGCAGUGACCACUCUCUUUGGGUUAUUCGAAUUCACUCGUAUGCCCUCUGGACUGAGGAAUACCACCCAAACCUUUCAGCGAUUCAUUGAUCAGGUUCUGCGAGGUCUCGACUUCGUCUACGCCUACAUUAAUGAUUUGCUGGUGGCUAGCUCUGACGCUGCUGAACACGAGGUUCAUCUUCGACAACUCUUCGAACGACUCGACUCCUACGGCGUUAUCAUCAGUGCUGCCAAAUGUGAGUUUGGAGUCCCCAGUCUUAUCUUCCUUGGUCACGAAGUGAACUCAGAUGGGAUAAAGCCCGUCCCGGAAAACGUUUCGGCCAUAUCAACGUUCCCCGUCCCGACAACCAUCGAUCAACUACGCCGAUUCUUGGGAAUGGUGAACUACUAUCACCGUUUUCUUCCCCAUGGUGCCACCAUACUGCAGGCACUCAACAGCCUUUUGACCCACUCCAAUAAGAUACUGGUGAUGACCGAGGAGGCCGUCAAGUCCUUCAAUGACGUCAAGGCCGCACAUGCGAGCGCAACACUACUAGCCCACCCCCGCGCUGAUGCCCAACUAACUCUCAUGACAGAUGCUUCCAGGACCGCCGUUCGUGCAUCACUGCAGCAAACUGUUGGUGGUGUUCUAAAACCUCUGGCUUUCUUCUCGAAGAAGAUUAGCCCAGCAGAGACCCGCUACAGUGUCUUCGGCCGAGAACUGCUCGCCGUCUACCUAUCCAUCCGGCCCUUUCGCCAUUUCCUCGAGGGUCGUGAAUUUGUUGUUCUAACAGAUCACAAGUCACUCGUAUUUGCAAUGAGGGCCUUUCCUGAUCGAUACUCGCCCCGAGAAAUACGUCAUCUUGACUUCAUCUCACAGUUUUCCUGCAACAUCCAACAUGUCCAUUGUAAGGAAAAUAUGGUUGCUUAUGCUCUUUCAAGAAUCGAGAUGGCUUCCAUCACAACUGACGCCACAGACUUCACACUCAUGGUUGAGGCUCAGCGAUCGGAUGACGACCUCUCCCAAUACCGCCACAUGAACUCUUCUUUACGCCUUCAAGAUGUCCCCCUUCCCACUGGCACUGACAUCAUAACGUGUGAUCUUUCUACCGGACAUGAACGUCCCUUUGUCCCUGCAACUUUACGACGAUAA
Messenger RNA from Spirometra erinaceieuropaei, 3993 nucleotides. The record is from the annotation of a GenBank genome assembly. NCBI's taxonomy places the organism in Eukaryota, Metazoa, Platyhelminthes, Cestoda, Diphyllobothriidea, Diphyllobothriidae.